Messenger RNA from Adineta ricciae, 1077 nucleotides. NCBI's taxonomy places the organism in Eukaryota, Metazoa, Rotifera, Eurotatoria, Adinetida, Adinetidae. The record is from the annotation of a GenBank genome assembly.
AUGUUUGUCUCACUUCGACAUCGUGUAUUUAGAUUAAGGAAAAUGCAUCUUGAGAAGACGACAACAUCAACACAAGAUGAUCCUAUUGAUGCACAUGAUUUAAUGUGUCCCAUAUGCAUGGUCAUUGCUGAAGAUCCACAUGUCACAUCAUGCUGUCAUCGAGUAUUUUGUGCGAAAGAUGCCAAUCCAAAUCGAUAUGAAAAUGGUUGCCCAUUAUGUCGUGAAGUGAAUUAUUCAUUUCAGCCAUCAUCAAAACAUAAAGCAAUGCUUGAACAAUUAACAAUCAAAUGUUCAUGUUCAGAACGAAUUGUUCCAAGUGAAUAUGAACAUCAUCUUGAACGCUGUUCGAAUAUCAUCUUCACAUGUCCACACAAUGCUUGUCAAGAAAAGAAUGAGUCAACAAAAUAUAAUUCUCAGCAACUCGUUAAUCAUCUUGCUCGAGCACAUUGUGAUGAAGUACCUAUGCUCGGUACAACUUAUGUUAAUAAGAAAUCUCUCGAACCGUAUAAAAAAGCAUCCGGAAAGUACGAUGAUCUCGUAUCAACAUUAUACUCUGUGCUUUAUCCUAAAAUGAUCGAUAUUCAAUUACAAAAUUCGCCGACCAUACAAGAAACUUCAUCUAUAUUUCAUUGUCCAGCGGGACAUAAAUUGGUCGAUGCUGAUCGAACAAAACGUAAGCGUAAAAAUGGAACUGUUUAUUCCACACCAGGUUUCAAUUGUGAUAUCUGCCAUCGAUCGUUUUCAAAUGGACAAUCCUGGCAUUGUUCAUGCUCAGAUAGUGGUUUUGAUAAAUGUGUUGGUUGCGUUGUUUUUCAGUUGUACGAUAUUGACAAUGAUGUUUUACAAUUAGCAAGCCGAGAUAAUGAAGAACAACAACAACGAUAUCGACGGCAGACAAUCAGAAACACCGUACGUUUACCUCGAGGUUUAUUUCGUUUGUUGACUGGCAGUAUGGAUGACGAAGAUGACGAUGCCGAUGCAUUGGCACUGAGACAUCGUUCGCCAUUUCUAAGUCAACGUAGUACGUUUGAAGGCACAGAUGACGAUGAAAUCGAAGUUAAUCUUCGCGAAGAUUAA